This is a messenger RNA of Heterobilharzia americana, 1095 nucleotides long. The record is from the annotation of a GenBank genome assembly. Lineage: Eukaryota; Metazoa; Platyhelminthes; Trematoda; Strigeidida; Schistosomatidae.
AUGUCGUCUAACGCUGCUAGCAUGCUAUCUCUGGGAGGGGAGAGAACGAGUGGCGAAUCUGUUCGCAAGCAAAACGUUCUGGCUGCUUGUUCAAUCGCCAAUAUUGUGAGAACAAGCCUUGGUCCUGUUGGUCUUGAUAAAAUGCUGGUCGAUGACGUCGGAGAUGUGACAAUUACUAAUGAUGGGGCUACAAUUUUAAAAUUACUUGAUGUUGAACAUCCUGCAGGAAAGAUUCUUGUUCAACUCGCACAGUUACAAGAUGAAGAAGUUGGAGAUGGAACGACUUCCGUUGUCAUUCUGGCAGCUGCAUUGCUUAAGAACGCUGAUGAAUUAAUUUCUCGAUAUGUUCACCCAACAAUUGUAAUUAAUGGUUAUCGGCUGGCAUGUCGAGAAGCUUGCAAAUACAUACAAGAACAUAUGGUGUUUGAUGUAAAUAAACUGGGGAAACCGGAGUUGAUCAAUGCUGCACGAACUGCUAUGUCAAGCAAACUUAUCAAUCUGGAUGCAGAUAUGUUUUCACAAAUGGCUGUGGACGCCGUUAUGGCUGUUGAAGUAUCUGGGGGCUCAAAAGGUCCUAUUUAUCCCAUAAAGGCAAUCAAUAUUUUGAAAGCACAUGGUCGAUCAAUGUCGGAGAGCAUGUUAAUUGAUGGUUAUGCUCUAAACUGCACUGUGGCUAGCCAACAAAUGCCACGCAUUGUAAGAAAGGCGAAAAUUGCCUUUUUGGAUUUCAGUUUGCAGAAAAUUAAAAUGAAACUUGGAGUACAAAUUGUUGUGAAGGAUCCUAGCCAACUUGAAGCACUUCGUCAGCGUGAAGCCGAUAUCACCAAAGAGCGUAUACAAAAAAUUCUUAGUGCUGGCGCCAAUGUUAUCUUAACCACUGGUGGCAUCGAUGAUCUUUGCAUGAAAUAUUUUGUUGAAGCUAACGCUAUGGCUGUUCGAAGAUGCAAAAAGGUCGACUUGAAAAAUAUGGCGAAAGCAACUGGAGGUCAGCUAAUUGUCAGUUUGGCAGAUAUGGAAGGUGACGAAGUUUUUGAUCCAACAAAACUGGGAACUGCCGAAGAAGUAGCUCAGGAACGAAUAUGUGAUGAUGAUUAA